Messenger RNA from Pelobates cultripes (western spadefoot toad), 387 nucleotides. The record is from the annotation of a GenBank genome assembly. NCBI's taxonomy places the organism in Eukaryota, Metazoa, Chordata, Amphibia, Anura, Pelobatidae.
AUGAUUUUAUACAUUAAAAAUUACUCUAGGUGCAGUGCGAAGGCGGCGCGGAAAUCAAACUCGCCGUCCGGCCGUGAAACAGCCUGGGAGAGGUGCGGACAACCCCAUUCGCAUCAACAAACGGCGGACCACAGGGCUCACCAUGGGGGCCGCGAUAGCAAGAUGCCACAAGCACAGACGCAGCCUAGAGACACACAGUCUAGCAGGGCCCUCUAUCAGAGCCACACCAUACCUACCACAGCAGAUGCCGGCCUACACUCAGACACUCCACCCAUGUAUCACCGGACUGGGAGAACGGCAGCUCACACCACAGCAGCAGCAGACGGCACAAGGGGAGCCUCUACAAGGCAUCGGAUGAACCACACAGCACUGGGACUCAUUGCCUAG